CUCGCAGAGGAGCCUCAAGGAAGGACUACGCCUCCCAGGAGGCUCUGCGCUGACCGUCUCCGGCCUCCCGACAGGCUCCGCGUGCUUUACGCGCCAGCUUUGGCCUUAGCCAGCGAGUGGCAGAAUCGCGGCCGAGGAUGGAGAGCGGCGACGAAGCGGCCGUCGAGAAAUGCCGAAUCCACUUGCGCCCCGGCACGCUGCGCGACUCACCUCCCGCCACGUUGCACCUUCUGCCCUGCGAGGUUCUGGUUAGCCGGCCUGCCCCCGUGGGGCGCUUCUUCACCCCAGCCAUCCGCCAGGGUCCCGACGGACUGGAAGUGUCGUUUCGGGGCCGCAAACUACGCGGCGAGGAGGUGGUGGUGCCGCCCGGCCUCGUGGGCUACGUGAUGGAAGAAAAGGGAGAGGUGUUGGUGGGGAAGGGCUCCUCGGAGGGUUCGUCGAAUGACAACGAGCAAGAGCAGCAGGAGCUGGUGGAACCCCCAGAGCCGCUGGAGCGGGACUUUGACCGCUUCAUUGGAGCCACCGCUAGUUUCAGUGGCUUCACGCUGUGGGGCCUGGAGACCAUCCCCGGUCCGGAUGCCAAAGUGCGCGGGGCCCUAACCUGGCCCAGUCUCGCUGCCGCGGAACUCCUGGCCCCUCCCCAGUGAAUUUCCACCUGUCCUCAAGAACUGCCUGGAAUGGGUGCUUGUGGUGCACCGGUCUGCUCCUGCUGGGGAGAACUGAGCACAUCUUGGUGACCUUGACCAUAACCUGUCUCCACUGAGGUCUGAGCUCCCAAGCUUAGAUGCAUUUUAAGUAUCUGCCUGCUCUACCAGACAGAGGGCUUCCUGGGGAUGUGCCACCGUCCAGCAUCAUUCUACUAAUAAAAUUCCUCAAAUGGACCACGACCUGGAUUAAGUCAAGCCUCUGUGUCUUCACCAAACAGCUAAUGCUCCCUCCUGUCUCCCAGGUCAGAGCUUGGUUAUCCCAAGGAUUCAGUGAGUAGAGAGUUGAAUGGAGUGGAGAUAAGAUACUGGGAAGCAGAAGGGGGCCUUGCAGCUGGAGGAACAGGGAAGAGUUCAUGUAUUACGAGGGACAGAGUCCCUUCUGGGCUUUAAAGAGACUGAUCUGCCUGAAUCCAAGAAGCAGAGGCCAAAUCCACACAAAAAUUUGCUGAGUUAACACCAUUUUGAUGUUUGAUGACAUUCUGAUCAUCUGUCUGCAAGGCUCAGGCAACAACUAGGGAAACGGAGGCACCGGUCCUCACCU
Panthera uncia (snow leopard) is the source of this 1248-nucleotide messenger RNA. It is a transcript of the gene RNASEH2C, whose product is annotated as ribonuclease H2 subunit C. The coding region runs from base 138 to 647 and encodes 169 amino acids. Gene Ontology annotation, biological process: RNA catabolic process. The transcript has 4 exons. NCBI's taxonomy places the organism in Eukaryota, Metazoa, Chordata, Mammalia, Carnivora, Felidae. The record is from RefSeq and is a predicted model, not a curated record. Gene Ontology annotation, cellular component: ribonuclease H2 complex.